UAUUUUUGUACUAUAGUAAUGCACGUCAUAGCUGUAGCGUGGGAGAAUAUUGGAACGUAUGGCAUAUUGUGUCGAAUACGUUUCGUAGCGAGCGAGCAUGGCGCGACGGCCGGCCGUCCGACAAAAAAGAGCGUUUGUUUUUAUUUCUUUGGCGCGGAAAAAAAUCACGCGCCCGCCCUGCACCUCCUAAACAUGCGCCACGCAGCGACGCAGACUCGCCGGGCUGAAUUCACUUUCAUUUGCGACAUCGUCUCCCGAAGGUCAUUGUGCACCACUGUCCUUUGAACUUCGACUUCCGACGGCUCCCGCUCCGAAUUAGACGGAGAUGCCCGGCCACGAUUUUAAAUCGAUUAAAUGCGAACCAACGACGAAAGAUAAUAUUAGCCAGCAAAUCACUAUGGACAUUUGGUAUCACGCGGAGUCGAAUCUGCAGCCAGUUACCAGUCAUUUGUUGCAUCAGUUGCACGGUACCCUGGAAGAGCUAGCGCCAGCGCCGGCGGGGCCCGCCGCGACGCCGGUGGAGGAGCACCUCCCGUCACCGACAGAGGCGUCGUUAGCGACCCUGCAGCCAGCACCCGUAGGAAAUACGAUGGGUAGUUCAAUAAUCGACAUGCACGCGAAGAUGAUGAGCGCGACGGAGGUGGCCGACUCCGGAGACUUCGUUCCGCUCAUGCCGGUCAAGGAUGAGCUAUCCGAGAGUGAACAGCAACAGAGCAGCGACGACACCAGCGACUCCGCCCCGGAGCAGGCGGUGGGCCGCGGAAGCCCCAAGGCGUGGUCGCCGCAGGACAUGGACAGCGCGCUCGACGCGCUCCGGACACACAACAUGACUCUCACUAAGGCAUCAGCAACGUUCGGCAUUCCGUCCACAACGCUAUGGCAGCGCGCGCACCGCCUUGGCAUAGACACGCCGAAGAAAGAUGGCGCCUCCAAAUCCUGGAGCGAAGAUGACCUGAAGGGGGCGUUGGACGCGCUGCGCGCCGGCAUCAUUUCCGCUAACAAAGCUAGCAAAGCUUAUGGCAUCCCCAGCAGCACUCUGUACAAGAUAGCGCGGCGCGAGGGCAUCCGUCUGGCGGCGCCGUUCAACGCCGCGCCCACCGCGUGGCGGCGCGCCGAUCUCGCACGCGCGCUCGCCGCCGUGCGGGCGGGCGCCGCCGUGCAACGUGCCGCGUCGCACUAUGGGAUACCCACAGGGACUCUAUAUGGACGUUGCAAGCGAGAGGGAAUAGAGCUGUCUCGCUCUAACCCGACGCCGUGGUCGGAAGGUGCUAUGGAGGAGGCGUUGGAAGCUGUCAGGGUGGGUCAGAUGUCGAUCAACCAGGCGGCCAUCCACUUCAAUCUGCCGUACUCGUCGCUGUACGGUCGCUUCAAGCGCUGCAAGAUUCAGCCGCCGCAGGGCAUCCAAUCUUCAAGUCACAUGGAGUUCUCUGAACAGAUGGAUCAUCAGUUCUCUCCGGACAUGAUAUCCGGUUUGGACGACAUACAUCGGACAUAUACCCUGGCGGAUAUCCUAGACGUACAGUCGUGCACACAAGAGUCAAACGAUGAGUACACUGUACAGCCGCGAACACAAGCGGAACAUUCGCAGAUUGUAUCGUAUGUACAGACGCGAUCACCGGACGCCAUAGAUAAAAGGCAGGUCCAACACCAACAAGAGGUACAGUCGAACACUGAGCUGCAAUCUGCACACGCACCUGUACAAUCACGACCACAAGCGGAGCUAGGAUCGUAUGUACAGACGCGUACACUCGAAUCCAUAGAUAUGCGAGACGUUCGGCGAGAGCUUCAGUCGAGCGAAGGGCGUCUACAAACUGCGCAGGCGCCUUUACAGUCGCGACCACUAGUGUCUUCACUGGGUAACUCGUACGUACAGUCCAUUGAUAAGCGACACGACGAGCAGGUACAGUCGGGUGCAGAAGUGCGAGCGUUUAGCGGCGUGCAUCAAGCACUGUACGCGCUCGAGCCGUGCGGCCCCGCCUACUGCGUCGCCAGCUGAGGCCCCGCCCCCGGGGACACGCCCCCGUGACGUCAACCCUUGAGGUUCAACAGCUAAGUGACUCUACAGUCUACACUGACUCUACUAUAUAA
Messenger RNA from Aricia agestis (brown argus), 2088 nucleotides. RefSeq lists its product as uncharacterized. Gene Ontology annotation, molecular function: DNA binding. The transcript is spliced from 12 exons. Gene Ontology annotation, biological process: regulation of transcription by RNA polymerase II. The record is from RefSeq and is a predicted model, not a curated record. Gene Ontology annotation, cellular component: nucleus. Lineage: Eukaryota; Metazoa; Arthropoda; Insecta; Lepidoptera; Lycaenidae. Bases 326 to 1996 code for a protein of 556 amino acids.